GAAAGUAACGCAUAUCGAAUGCAAAAUUUUGGAGCUCCAAAGCAACUCGAAUUCAUUUCUAAUUUUCUCACCGGAUUAUUGAGUCAUCGAUCUGAACUCUUUGUGUGUUUACUUGUGACUAAAAGCCCACCACUUCUUGAGGUGGCAAAUUAGUGGAGUAAUGGCGUCAACUUCUUCACAGGACGCUUGGUACCUCGCCCUAUUAGGGCUGGCUGAACAUUUUCGAGUUUCGACGCCUCCAAAUAUUCGUAUGUGUGUACAGUGUCUUCAAACUGUAUUUAGUUUUAAACCUCCACCACGUGUAGAAGCAAGAACACAUCUUCAAUUGGGAAACAUUCUUGUACUUUACACAAAAAAUGUUGAUUUGGCCCGUUCUCACUUGGAACAAGCUUGGUAUCAAUCACAGAAUAUUGCUGCCUUUGACGACAUCAAAUAUGAAUCUGCAAGUCUUCUGGCAGAACUUUAUGAGCAACAGAAUCAAACCAAUCUAGCUAAACCUUUGUUGAGAAAAACCAUAGAAAUGUCUCAACAGAAUGUUUUCUGGCACUGCAGAUUACUCUUCCAGCUAGCUCAAAUUCAUUCCAAUGAAAGAGAUUAUCUGUCAGCCUGUGGUCUCCUGGGAGUUGGAGCUGAUUAUGCACACAUUUCUGGAGCCCAGUAUUCUAGAUUAUUGUUUACUCUCAGCAAAUGCAUGUUACUGCUGAUUGAUAAAAAGUUCAAUGAACUUCAUCCCCUACUGGCCCAAGUAGGACCAAUUAUUGAUAACUGGCAGGGCUCUCUUCAACAAAAAGAAUAUCUUAAAAUAUUCUUUUUGGUCCUGCAAGUGUGCCAAUGUUUGAUGUCUGGGCAGGUGAAGAGUGUUAAACCAUACUUAAAACAACUGCAACAAAGCAUUCAGACCAUUACGCAACCAAAUCUGAUGCCUAGUGACGAAGAUGUGUCAGCUGGGAAUUCGGGUGAUAUGUUUGUAUGGAUGUCGAAAGAACAUCUGUGCGUUUUGGUUUACGUUGUGACAGUUAUGCAUUCGAUGCAAGCCGGCUACAUGGACAAAGCCCAGAAGUAUACAGAGAAAGCGUUCCUGCAAAUUGAGAAACUCAAACUAUCUGACAACCGGAGUAUUUUAACCUCUUUCCACAUUCUUCUGCUCGAACAUUUGAUUCUGUGUCGAUUGGUCAUGGGUCAAAAAGGUCAAGCUAUUAGGGAAGUGGCAACAGCAGCCCAAUUGUGCGCUGCAGGGCCUCCUCGUUUGCUUGCCGCUCAUUCAGCACAGUUGCAUACUUUGCUGGGCCUGUAUGCAAUGAGCAUGAAUUCUAUGGAGGCUGCAGAAGCUCAAUUCAACGUUGCCCUAAGAGUAGGAUCAAUGAACAAAUUUUCCCAAUUUUUCUUUUUCCAAUUUUUUCUUUUAUUUCAGAGCACAACGGAUCGUGAGCUAUGGACAUUUGCAAAUUUGAAUCUUGCCAUCGUUUACUUGCGAAUGAAACGUGAAGGGGAUUUUAAUAAACUUAUCGAAAACAUCAACCCUGAGACGUUGCCGUCACACUCGCACAGCUUGCGAGCAGCCGCUUUCUACGUUCAAGGACUGCAGUGUUUCUUCCAAGCUCGAUACAACGAAGCAAAGCGCUAUUUGAGAGAAACGUUAAAAAUGGCCAAUGCUGAAGACCUAAACCGCCUAACUUCCUGUUCCCUUGUGUUACUCGGUCAUAUUUUCCUCUCGUUGGGCAACAAUCGCGAGGCAAUGAACAUGGUCACGCCGGCAAUGCAACUGGCCUCCAAAAUUCCGGAUGUUCACAUCCAACUGUGGGCGUCAGCCAUCCUGAAAGAUUUGUAUCGAAUGUGCGGCGACGGAGGGAGAGAAGCCGAGGCGUACCAAACUCACGCCAAUUUCUCCCAGCUACUUAUGAAGGACAAUUAUGCAUCACACCAAUCUCCAGAGCAUGCACUGAUUACGUGGAUAGAACAGCCACUCGCCUCUUUUCUUCAGCUAGGCACUAAUAAUGCCAAUAACUUGGGCGCACCCAGCACCUCUAAUAUGAUCAUGCCCACUCCCGGUUCUUCCUCUCUCAUGUAAAAUCAGCGCAGGUACGUCACAUACUUUCUCAAACCACCCCCAAAGCCCUGUAAAUGAUUGAAUAGAGUGUCUCGUUCUUGUUUCCUGGUCUGUCGUGUUUUCCCUGUAUCUCUUUUCUUGCAGUAAAGUUAAUUGAAUUCGAUCCGGAAAUUCGAUCUUAAUUGUUUUCGAGGUAGUGCUUGAUCCGUCUCCUCACGUUGCAACGCAAGGUAAAACUUGAACCCACUCCUUACGUUGCAAACACCAAAGGCUAUUGUAAAUAAUCGAAUAUUUUUCGACGCGACAUGUUAACUUAAAAGCUCGUUUAAUGUAUAAUUUACUUUACAUCGAGGCCAAAGUUGUUUGAUUCUACUGCGUCUGGAUUUCAACGUCGUCAUUUCCCUCCCUCCUAUUCGUUCUCUCACUCCAUGUAUUUGAUAACAAAAGUUUCGAAUUCAUCAAUCCUUUCCUCCCCCCCCCAACCCUUAUAUCCCACUUGUACCAUAUAACAUAGAAUGCGUUGUAUAUGGCAUAACUCAAAAUACACACACACGCAGCCGCGUGCGCGGAUUUUCCUUUU
Molecule: messenger RNA, 2627 nt
Organism: Daphnia pulex (common water flea)
Lineage: Eukaryota; Metazoa; Arthropoda; Branchiopoda; Diplostraca; Daphniidae
Gene: Mau2
Product: MAU2 chromatid cohesion factor homolog
Exons: 9
Coding region: 161-2068 (635 amino acids)
Biological process (GO): maintenance of mitotic sister chromatid cohesion; mitotic sister chromatid cohesion
Cellular component (GO): chromatin; SMC loading complex
Molecular function (GO): double-stranded DNA binding; protein binding
Source: RefSeq, a predicted model, not a curated record